Messenger RNA from Fimicolochytrium jonesii, 1492 nucleotides. RefSeq lists its product as uncharacterized. Gene Ontology annotation, cellular component: cytoplasm. Lineage: Eukaryota; Fungi; Chytridiomycota; Chytridiomycetes; Spizellomycetales; Powellomycetaceae. Gene Ontology annotation, molecular function: electron-transferring-flavoprotein dehydrogenase activity; flavin adenine dinucleotide binding. The record is from RefSeq and is a predicted model, not a curated record. Bases 211 to 1251 code for a protein of 346 amino acids. The transcript is spliced from 3 exons.
UCGGAGUGAGGCUACCGUCUCCCUAUUGCUUGUACUGUACAGUAUAUGUAGUCGCCAUGCUGUAUAUAGUAGGUACAUGAUAGGUCAGGCUCUCAGAGUGUAUCGAUUCCCGAGCAUCGUUCAAGAACUCCUCUCGAUAGAGGAUAGCAAACGGCGUUGUCACAGAUUUUCUAGUCGACCUCAAGCAAAGAGGCGCUUCCCAACGUUGCUAUGACUGGAUCACCAUCAGCGGACCCUGCCCCUGUGAAGAAUGUCGUUUUCAUAGGAGGAUCCUUCGUCGCUAUUUCGGCGGUGAUGAAAAUGCGGACUGCGCCAUUGCCGCCCGGGUACCGCAUAGUCGUCGUAGAACCGCACAACCACGCGCACUACAUGUUUGGUUUUCCACGGGCGGCGGUCAUCUCAGGGUUUGAACGAGAGCUCUUCGUGCCUUACGACAACCUAUUCGCCACUCCAGAGACAGGUGUCGUUGUGCACGCGAAAGCGAUCUCCAUAACCCGCACCGAAGUGAAGCUGGACCGCGCAGUAGAAGGGUUUGGGGACUCUAUCACCUUCGACUACAUGGUGUACUGCACGGGUGCGCGACAUCCAUCGCCCGGAAAUCUGAACGAUUCCCACACGAAGGCCGAAGGCAUCGCUGUGCUGAAAUCCUAUCAAAUGCGCAUCGCUAAUGCGAAGAAGAUAGUAAUCGCUGGCGCGGGAGCGGUCGGACUGGAACUCGCGGCGGAGAUCAAGGAGCACUAUCCGGAGAAGACCGUAACGAUAGUGCAUUCCAGAGAUCGUUAUAUGAUGGGAUACAAGAUGGGCAUUCAUAGCAAGUCGUAUGGGAUCUUGAAGGAACUGGGAGUUCAUCAGAUCUUGGGAGAUCGGUUGAUCAUCCCGGACUCAGGCGUAGAAGACGGCGUAUUGUGUACCUUGAGAACGAAACUUGGCAAGGAGAUUGAAUGCGACCUGUUGAUUCCAUGUACAGGCAUGACGCCCAACAGCGAUGUCCUUGCGACGCUUUCCCCGGCCGUCAUCAAUCCCGCGAACAAUCUGGUCAGAAUCAAACAAACUCUCCAAAUAGAUGAUGAUGCGUAUCCGAAUAUCUUUGCUGGAGGAGAUGUUGUCGACUCGGCGGAUAUCAAGACAGGGCUGUCAGCAUUCUGGCAUGCGGAUACGAUCGUGCAGGUGAAUAAGCCCUUUAUGAAACCCUCUAUGUGGUUAGUUUUUGACCUAACCCGAAUCGGGCUCUCCAGAACCUCAUCAAGAUGACCAAAGGGGAGGAGGACCUGGUCGUGCGGAAAUUGGUUGUACCGCAGAUCUUUUUAUAUUUCGGAACGGUGGGUGAUUGCGUCGCAUCUUGUAGUCGGGCACCGAUUGACAUGUAACGUGUCCACUAGAAACGAGGCAUCGGCCAGCUCUAUAUGUUCGGUUGGCUGUUCACCGUCGGGACGUGGUUAUGCAAGCGAUUCUUCACUUACAAUGUCGGCGCGGCAAGAGCUUGGGAGUGGGU